Molecule: messenger RNA, 498 nt
Organism: Coniophora puteana RWD-64-598 SS2
Lineage: Eukaryota; Fungi; Basidiomycota; Agaricomycetes; Boletales; Coniophoraceae
Exons: 3
Source: RefSeq, a predicted model, not a curated record
UCUUCUGGACCUACGCCUACGCUCAUCCCAGGCCUGAGCUUCAUCCGCGCCGUCGAAGACCCCAACUUCCACCAAUACCUCCAGGGCGAGGUGGCCAACAACGCCUCCACCGCCGUGCUCGGUUCCCCCGACACCGCGGGCCUGUUCAACGUCUCAACCGACGGGCAGCUCAUGUGGAACGCGCCCGCGGGCUCGAGCACGUGGCUCUACGCGCAGGUCGAGCCCCGCGCGAACUCGACCGUCAUGAAGCUCGGGAUGAGCUGGGGCACCGAGCCCGCGUCCGGCUCCGCGGCGGGCACGUUCAUCUUUUCCGGGGACACGCUUGAGUGGAGUAUUCCGACCAUCGAUCGGCCGCAGACGAACGCGUGGCUCGUGUGCCCCGACACCGACGGGAACAAGCUGCUGUAUAUCAACCUGGGCAACUAUGACUACGAGACGCCACCUGGAUGUGCGGAUGAGACAAUCCAUGCGUACACCGGCCCUUACCCGAACUCAUAA